Molecule: messenger RNA, 2073 nt
Organism: Toxorhynchites rutilus septentrionalis
Lineage: Eukaryota; Metazoa; Arthropoda; Insecta; Diptera; Culicidae
Gene: lace
Product: serine palmitoyltransferase 2
Exons: 7
Coding region: 142-1773 (543 amino acids)
Biological process (GO): ceramide biosynthetic process; sphingosine biosynthetic process
Cellular component (GO): serine palmitoyltransferase complex
Molecular function (GO): pyridoxal phosphate binding; serine C-palmitoyltransferase activity
Source: RefSeq, a predicted model, not a curated record
UGACUUUUUACUCGCAUAUAUCGAUUUUGUGGAUCAUUGGUACGCGAGUGGCGGCGAGAAGGUGGCAGUCAAUUUAGAAAGUUUACUUUCCUGUAUGUGAAAUUGAAACCGCACAAACACGGAGUUCUGCUACUCUCUAGCAUGCCUAAGUUGACGGGAAACGGAUACAUCAUACACAAAGGGAUCAAUGGAUACAGUCACCAUCAGUCCCAACAUCUCGCGGACGAGCAGACCAAUGGCAAAAAAAUCACGAAUGGUUUCAACAAACCGCGGACUAAAGCACAAUACAAGUAUGAUUACAGCAAGGAGCAUCUCAAAUCCUCGUAUGAGCAGGUUCCACUGCAUACCGCUUGCUUCACUUAUCUCGGCUUCUAUCUACUUAUGAUACUCGGUUACAUAAAUCAGCUAUUCUUCACGCCAAAGGUGGCAACGGAGAAGCACCGCGAUGGCUAUGUACCGUUGUACGAUGCUUUCGAAAAAUUCUAUCUCAGAUACGUGUACCGUCGCGUGAAGGAUUGCUGGAACCGACCCAUAUGCAGUGUACCGGGCGCCGAGGUGACACUAAAAGACAGAGUCACGAAAGACUACGGUUGGUCGUUCGAGUUCACAGGAACUGAGCGGAAGUGCUUGAAUCUGGGCUCAUACAAUUAUCUCGGAUUCGCCCAGAACGAAGGACCAUGCGCAGAUGCUGCGGAAGAAUCGAUCAAAAGCUACGGAUUGGCGGCCUGCAGUUCGCGACGCGAAAUAGGCACCAACCCGCUGCAUGUGGAGCUAGAACAGCUCACCGCAAAGUUCCUAGGCGUCGAGGAUGCCAUCGUUUUCGGAAUGGGAUUCGCCACCAACUCACUCAACAUUCCCACGCUGCUUUCCAAGGACUGUCUGGUGGUGAGCGAUGAAAAGAAUCACGCCUCAAUCAUCCUUGGUCUGCGAUUGUCCGGUGCCGUUACAAAAGUGUUCAAACAUAACAAUAUGAAGGAUUUGGAGCGUGUUCUGCGGGAUUCGAUCGCAAGAGGGCACCCGAAAACUCACAAACCAUGGAAAAAGGUUCUCAUCAUCGUCGAGGGAGUGUUCAGCAUGGAGGGUUCCAUCGUUAAACUACCGGAAAUCAUAGCGUUGAAAAAGAAGUACAAAGCCUAUGUGUAUCUUGAUGAAGCCCACAGUAUUGGAGCCACCGGACCAUCGGGACGUGGUGUUGUCGAAUUUUAUGGUGUGAACCCGAAUGAUAUUGACAUUCUAAUGGGAACAUUCACCAAAAGUUUCGGGUCGGCAGGAGGUUACAUUGCUGGAAGUAAGAAAUUAGUCAAUUUUCUGCGGGUAAAUAGUCACGCCCAUUGUUACGCUAGUUCUAUGUCCCCUCCGGUGACACAACAAAUUAUCACUUCCAUGAGAAUCAUCAUGGGUUUGGAUGGAACCCACGAGGGUGAGCACCGAAUCGAGCAGUUGGCCAGAAAUACAAGAUAUUUCAGGAAAAGGUUAGCUCAGAUUGGGGUUAUAACAUUUGGCCAUGAAGAUUCCCCCGUUGUUCCAAUGUUGGUGUAUCUCUUCUCCAAAAUUGGUGCUGUUGUUCGUACGCUGACAUCGCGGAACAUAGCCGUAGUUGGGGUCGGGUUCCCUGCGACGCCUAUCAUGGAGGGCAGAAUACGGUUCUGUCUGUCGGCAGCACAUACCAAAGAGCAGUUAGAUUAUGCACUGUCGGUGAUCGAUGAAAUCAGUGAAACGCUUGGACUCAAGUAUUCGCGAAAACCGCGCGACAUGAGACCAAUAGAAUACUAAUUUGAACGCAAAAAAAAACACAAACACUUACACAUCCAACACACUUAUAAUAAGAUAGAAAGCAGAAAAGUAUGCCUUAUUACAAAUAGAUUAAACCGAACAAAACUACAAUGUAUGUUGCCGUGUUCAGUUGAAGGAACGAAUUCAUCGCGUAUUAUUAUUCUUAAAGUUUUUUCUCCUCGUAAUGCAUUUUGUAAAAUGUUUCCUUUUGGUUGAUUUCAAUAACAUUUAUUGUAAUAUGCAGUAUAGUUUAAUGUAUGAAAUAAUACAAAAAUGCUACCGGCUUUGUAAUAACAGUUA